Eimeria tenella is the source of this 537-nucleotide messenger RNA. RefSeq lists its product as uncharacterized. The transcript is spliced from 5 exons. The coding region runs from base 1 to 537 and encodes 178 amino acids. The record is from RefSeq and is a predicted model, not a curated record. NCBI's taxonomy places the organism in Eukaryota, Apicomplexa, Conoidasida, Eucoccidiorida, Eimeriidae.
AUGUCCAACUCGAGCGACGAUGACAUUCCUUUGAAGCAAAGAGUGGCGAAGAAGAAGUCGGCCUCGAAGAAGCCCGUGAAAGAAAAAGCCCCGAAAAACCCCAAAAAAGAGGCCCCCAAGCCCAAGGCCUCGCCCAAGGCCAAGGCCGCGCCGCGGGCCCGCAGCAAGAAAGUUGGCAAAGAAAGAAGUUUAGAAGAGGAAGAAAAUCUUUUGCCAAAUGACGCUCGCAAGUAUUUCAAACAAGGCCAAAAGUUCAUCACUCCUCCCAACGGAGAUGGCACCAGAGGCUUUUACGAAAGUUUAUUUGAAGAGAACAGAAACAGCCUCGUGGCGCUGCGCUACCUGGUGGAGUGGGGAGUGUUGACGGGGACUUUGCUGCACGAGUCUUUGCCGCGGUACUUCGCGCUGAAAGACAAGGGGGCCUUCAAGGGGGCUGGGGGGGGCCUGCAGAAGGCGUUCAUGAACGGGCCGGACCCCGCGGACGUCAGCGCAGCUGCGAAGAUGUUGAAUGCCAGCAGCGGGAACAACUUGCAAUAG